CCAACAAGCGCGUGACAUGGACGCGCGUUCCCAUCGCUGUACGGCUACGCGCAAAAGGGCGCGCCCGAGUGUUGUAUCAAGUGCGCGAGAGCGAAGGACUGCAUCACAGCUCAUUCAAUUCGCAUCCAGACGCCGACUAGCAAAGAUACACAACCAUGGCCUCCGGAGUUACAGUGGAUGAUAGUGUGGUGACGAUCUUCAAUGACAUGAAGGUCCGCAAGGCUUCUGCCAACGAGGAAGAGAAGAGCAAGAGGAAGAAGGCUGUUCUCUUCUGCCUGAGCGAUGACAAGAAGCGUAUCAUCAUGGAGGAGGGCAAUGAGAUCCUGCAGGGAGAUGAAGGAGAUCCCUACCAUAAGCUCAUCAGUAUUCUUCCUCCUAAUGAUUGCCGCUAUGUUCUCUAUGAUGCCAUGUAUGAUACUAAAGAGUCUAAGAAAGAGGACCUGGUUUUCAUUUUCUGGGCACCAGAAAAUGCCCCACUCAAAAGCAAGAUGAUCUAUGCCAGCUCCAAGGAUGCCAUCAAGAAGAAGUUCACAGGUGUCAAGCACGAGUGGCAAGUGAACGGUUUAGAGGAUAUCAAGGACCGAAAGACCCUUGCUGAGAAGCUUGGGGGAGCAUCAGUGGUGACUCUCGAGGGCAGGCCUCUGAACGAUUGAGGCGGACACAUUUCAGGGGUUAGCUGGUCAUUCCAACACGGGUGGGGCAGAUGGGCCAGGACGACUGUUUGUGGGCCAUGGGGUGGGUUAAUGUGGGUGGAGAGGGUUGGGCAAAAGUGACAGUUUCCAAACUCAAAACAUGGCAAAAGAUACUGGCUGUCAUUCCAGUUCACACAUACAAAGAUCAAGAACAAAAACGUAAAAGGAAAAAAAAUAAAAGAUAAAAAACAAGGAUGAUGAUUAUUAAAACAAAGUAAUAUAACUGUAAAUGUGUACUGGCAGGUUUUCGUUCUUUCUGGGUUCCAUUAGAUUGUUGAAAUGAAAGUGAGACUGCAGCCGUUACAAAUCAGCUGUAAAACAUACUGUUAAUUAAGAUUUUUUUUUUGUUUGUUUUGUGCUGCCGCCAAAUGUCUAGUUACUUUUUUUUUUUACCAUUUUAUUUUUAUAAUAAGUGUGUGUGUGUAUGUUGUUUAAGACUAGGUGUAGUACAAAAUUUACUCCAAAAUCUCACAACUUUGUCGGUCCAUUCUGGGAGCACAAUUUACUUCCCCCUUCCCUAGUUUGUUUUAUUUUGAGCUCAAGUUGUUUUAAUGAUUCCGUAAUUCCUUGUGAAUUAAAUAUUUCCAAAUGUAAUUCAAAACUAUGGCACUGGUGUCAAGAAAUUGUACACAUUCCUUCCACCUGUAAAAUCUGGGUCCUAGUGAGUGAGCGGUCUGAUGAAUUGGAUUGAGUGGACUGAUGGACACGUAUUGUUUAGAUGGGAGCGAUAUAUUUGGGCAGCCUGUGUACAGAGCUUUGAUGGAUAUUGGUCAGUGGAUGUUUUGUAUCGUCUCCUUAUCUCUAAUAAAAAAAAUAAAAAAAGCACUAAACAAC
Carassius carassius (crucian carp) is the source of this 1526-nucleotide messenger RNA. RefSeq names its product cofilin-2-like. The coding region runs from base 156 to 653 and encodes 165 amino acids. Lineage: Eukaryota; Metazoa; Chordata; Actinopteri; Cypriniformes; Cyprinidae. Gene Ontology annotation, cellular component: cytoplasm; actin cytoskeleton; actin cortical patch. Gene Ontology annotation, molecular function: actin filament binding. The record is from RefSeq and is a predicted model, not a curated record. The transcript is spliced from 4 exons. Gene Ontology annotation, biological process: actin filament fragmentation; cell motility; actin filament severing.